Messenger RNA from Anoplophora glabripennis (Asian longhorned beetle), 2238 nucleotides. RefSeq names its product pickpocket protein 28-like. The record is from RefSeq and is a predicted model, not a curated record. Lineage: Eukaryota; Metazoa; Arthropoda; Insecta; Coleoptera; Cerambycidae. Gene Ontology annotation, cellular component: membrane. Gene Ontology annotation, molecular function: ligand-gated sodium channel activity. Bases 1 to 2238 code for a protein of 745 amino acids. The transcript is spliced from 13 exons. Gene Ontology annotation, biological process: sodium ion transmembrane transport.
AUGGAGAAUCGAUACCAAGCAAAAUGGGAUAUCAACAAUACAGCAGAUUUCUGUUGGACACUAAAGAUAGAAUUCACCAGGGUCCUUUUUAGGAACCUGGAGAAGGGCAGGGUAGAUUUGGGACCUUCUGAUGAAGAUCAGGAGGGACCAAAAUCUGUAUUAUCUGGUCAAAUUCCAGGGUUCUGCACGGAUGACCUGGUGGCGGCCGAAGUGACUUAUGUAUCGGAGGGAACGCAGAGACAACUGGUAGUUUGCUCAGCGUACCUCCCUUACGAUAAGAAAGAAUCUCCUCCAACCAGGGAACUGAGGGACCUGGUGGCCUGGUGCGAGAAGGAGAAGAAACAACUCAUCGUGGGAUGUGAUGCUAACUCACACCAUACGGUGUGGGGAAGCAGCGAUGUCAACGAUCGAGUCGUGAAAAUGGAACACAAACGAGAACAUCCCCCGUUUUUCAAAAGUGUAAGGAAUUAUUUUAGAGAGUAUUGCAAUUAUUCUAGUAUACACGGCUUUAGAUAUUUUGGUGAAAAGAGAACGUAUUUUGAAAGGGGUUGGUGGUUUGUUGUAUUCGCCAUAACGUUGGCAGCAUGCAUUGUAGCGAUAAGAGAAGUUUAUCAGAAAUGGGUUAGAAGCCCGGUCAUAGUCAGCUUUGCAACAAGAGAAACGCCAAUUUAUAAGAUACCAUUCCCAGCAGUCACCAUUUGUCCAGAAACAAAGUCCAAACAAAAGCUGUACAACCACACAGAGAUAAUAAGGAAACUGAUAGAAGACCAGAACUUAACUUCAGAAGAGGGUUGGUGGUUUGUUGUAUUCGCCAUAACGUUGGCAGCAUGCAUUGUAGCGAUAAGAGAAGUUUAUCAGAAAUGGGUUAGAAGCCCGGUCAUAGUCAGCUUUGCAACAAGAGAAACGCCAAUUUAUAAGAUACCAUUCCCAGCAGUCACCAUUUGUCCAGAAACAAAGUCCAAACAAAAGCUGUACAACCACACAGAGAUAAUAAGGAAACUGAUAGAAGACCAGAACUUAACUUCAGAAGAGAGAAAAUUGUAUGAUUAUAUGGGCCUAAUUUGUAAAGAAGAAUACGGUCAUGACUUUUCCCAAGCAGAUACAUUCGAUGAGGAUUUUUUCAAGGAACUGGAAAAUAUUAGUUAUAUCAACACACUCUAUUCUUGUUCCUACAUGGGUAAAUAUUAUAGCUGCGCCACAAUUUUCAAACCAAUAAUUACAGAUGAAGGAAUAUGCUUCACGUUUAAUAUGUUGGACCGUUCUGAAAUUUAUAGAGACAAUGUUGUGCACUAUGAAAAUUACCACGUCAUGGAGAACCUUACCUAUAGCAACUGGAGUAUGGAUGACGGUUAUUCCGAGGAUGCUGGUUUAUACCCUUACCCGCAUCGAGCUCUCUUAGCGGGUGCCAAAAAUUCAUUAACGAUCAACCUAAUAACCGCGAAAGAGAACAUAGAUCACACUUGUAAAGAAUCCAUACAGGGAUAUAGGGUACUUCUGCAUAUCCCAAUGAGAAUUCCAAGUCUCAGCAAACAUUACUUUAGGGUAGCGUUAGACCAAGUGGCAUUGGGCAAUAUACAACCCGUGAUGAUUACCACAUCAGAGUCAGUAAUGCUGUAUAAUUCCAAAAGAAGAGAAUGUUUCUUUCCGUCUGAAAAACAACUUAAGUUCUUCAAAAUAUACACGUCCCUAAACUGCAAACUGGAGUGCUUGACAAAUUUCACCCUUCAGUAUUGUGGAUGUGUAAACUUCUUUAUGCCCAGGGAGAAUACUACAAAAAUUUGCGGUAUUGGUAAAUUAGAAUGUAUGAAACAGGCUGAAGAUUUAUUGCAAAUGGGUACCUUGCAAAAUAAAAUUGAGGUACCAAAAAAUAAAUCGACUAAUAGCAACUGCAACUGUAUGCCAAUUUGUAGCGACUUAUCAUACGAUGUUGAAAUUUCUCAAAACGAUUGGCGUUGGAUCCAUUUGUAUCGAGCUCUUAACAUCAAUGGUACUUUUAAAUUUAAAGAGGACGACUUCCACUUCUCCAGACUGACACUGUUUUUCAAGUCUAGUCAAUUUAUAACAUCUCAAAGACACGAACUGUAUGGACCGACAGAUUUCUUGGCUAACUUUGGAGGUUUACUGGGACUCUUCACAGGAUUUUCUGUUCUUUCAUUGAUGGAAGCCAUCUAUUUCUUAACGGUUCGCUUGUGCUGCAAUUCACGUCUUUAUGGAUAUUGGGCAGGUCGAGAAACGUAA